AUUCUAAGAAGUCUCUUCAAGGCCCUGCCCCUGAGCCCUCUCCUUGUCCACGCACACACACUCACACACACACAUGUGUGAUAACCCAAGAGCCAACUGACCAUUUCACAGACCAGAGCAGGACACCGGAGCGAGAGGAUACACACUCCUUCACUCAUCUCUUCACAGCCAGGCAGGUCAAUAAUCCCCAGACAACAUGUCCGACGAGAUUGAGGAGCCCGUCGUCCACACAGGGCCCAAGGGGGUAAUCAAUGACUGGAGGAGGUUCAAGCUGGAGAGCAUGGACCAGGAGGCCCUGCCCCCCCAGAAGAGGGAGCUACUGAGGCAGAUGAGCUCACCACACAAACCCAAAGAGGAGGCAAGGGGAAGCCUCAACCGCAAGAUGAGCGUGCAGGAGUACGAGCUGAUCAAGGAGGACAUGGCGGACGAACAGUGCCUGAAGCGCUACCGCAAGCACUGCAUGCAGGACAUGCACGAGCGUUUGAGCUUUGGGCCGCGCUUCGAGGGCGUGCACGACCUUGCCGACGGUGAGGCCUUCCUGGAGGUGAUAGAGAAGGAGCACCGCAACACGGUGGUGGUGGUGCACAUCCACAAGGAAGGCAUCAAGGGCUGUGAUGCCCUCAACAGCUGCCUGGAUUGCCUGGCGGGAGAGUACCCCACCGUCAAGUUCUGCCGCAUCAGCGUGGAGGCAUCAGGCGCUGGUGAGCGCUUCUCCGACGAGGUGCUGCCCGCCCUGCUGGUCUACAAGGCCGGUGAGCUGCUGGGCAACUUCCUGGCCAUCACGCAGAACUUCAACGAGGAGUUCUUCGCCACUGACGUCGAGGCCUUCCUAAACGAGUACGGACUGCUGCCCGAGAAAGAGGUGCCGACCGCCGAAGCUGAGGAAGCCGAGGCUGACGUGGAGUGAAGGAAGAAAGGAGGGGAGAAGUGGAGAGGAGGAGAUACGGAGAGUCACACCAUCCUUACUCAACUAAUAGCCCUUACUUUUGCACUAUCAUCAGCCAGUACUAGUCCUUUGUGGAUAAGGUGAUUGGUAAAGGUGAAAGAAGAUAAAUGUAUUGUUCUUAUCUUUAAGAGUAUAGAUACAAAUAUUUGCAUCCCCAAAUUUGAUCGCAGCAAAAUGAAGUACUUCUAAUCUGACAGCACAUUCUGGGUUAUAGCACAUUAUUUGAAUUGAAUUGAAAAUGUUUCUUUCAAUUAUGAUAUUAUUACCUUUCAAUUAUUAAAUUUUCUCUGUAUAUUCUAAAAGUGGUCCGCCAUACUUCUGCACUAAUACUUUAUAACACUGUUGUAAGUCAGGAUCAGGACAUGAAAAAAGAAACAAUAAUACAUUGUUGAAAGUGAAAAUGGUGAUAUGAUAUGGCAUGAUAUGGUGCAUUGUUGAGACAGUACGCAUUAUAUACCACUACUUUCAUCAUUGAAUGCGUGCAAAUUAAUACACCUGAUCCCCAGGUCUCUCACCCCAACCAAAAUUAUUUGUCUAACCAGUGGGUCACAAAUACGUAUACAGUAUAUUUUCUCUUUUGAAAUGUGACAUAGAUAUGGAUAGGUUUACAAGAUAUGUAAAACUUGAAUACAGGUACAUGAAUGAUUACAUUUACUGUAAGUAGUGCCAUGUUAAACACUUCAGAAAUAUUUUAUACAAUCAGUCAGAUGUGAAAAUUGUCUUCAGAUUAGUCCUGUGUAUUGUCAGGAGGAAAAGCCAUCUCCUCUCUAUCCCUCAGCCGUUCCUCAGCUUGAGAGUGUGUGGGUGUUUGUGUGUGCAAGGAUGUUUGUUUGUGUGUGUGCGUGUGUAUGUACUUGGAUGUGUUUUACUGUACGUAUGGAAAAGCUGUUUAGCAUGUAUACAACACCCUGGCUUUAUGUAUAUGCUACCAGUCAAUCCUUUCAGGAAGCGCAAUGACCUCAUGUAAACAGUCCCUCCUGGGUAACCUUGGCAACGGUGCUGGAUAGUGGCUGCUGUGCGUUCAGGUCUGGGUUUCAUCUUGAGAUGUUUGUGUUGGACGGGCUCUUUGGCUCACUGCUCCAACUCACUCCAGAAGGCCCCCAGCUCCACUACUGUCUGUCCCACACACCUCUGUUUCGGCUCACGCCUGCGUAAUGCUCAGUGCGUAGUGAGAUGACUAAUAAAACAACUGAUGGCUGA
Molecule: messenger RNA, 2146 nt
Organism: Clupea harengus (Atlantic herring)
Lineage: Eukaryota; Metazoa; Chordata; Actinopteri; Clupeiformes; Clupeidae
Gene: pdcb
Product: phosducin b
Biological process (GO): regulation of G protein-coupled receptor signaling pathway
Cellular component (GO): photoreceptor outer segment
Source: RefSeq, a predicted model, not a curated record